Molecule: messenger RNA, 1309 nt
Organism: Rhizophagus irregularis DAOM 181602=DAOM 197198
Lineage: Eukaryota; Fungi; Glomeromycota; Glomeromycetes; Glomerales; Glomeraceae
Molecular function (GO): GTP binding
Source: RefSeq, a predicted model, not a curated record
ACAUCUUGGAUACUCUUUCAAAUAAAAAAAAAAUUAUUUCCUUGAUAUCAACAUGAGCCGAAUCAUUGACGAUGUUUCCUAUCCGGCUGUUCUUUUAGUAGGAAAAACAGGUGCGGGAAAAAGUACUCUGGGUAACUUGCUUCUUGCGCAACCAUACGAUAAUGGUCCUUUCCAAGUUUCAGCAGAUAUGGAAUCUGUUACGCAAGAAUGUGGCACAGCUAAGAUUUCAAUCGAUGGUGUAAUUUAUAAUAUCAUCGAUACACCAGGGAUUUUUGAUACUCAGCUAGUUACGGAUAAGAUACUUGAAGAAAUCGCUAAAACCAUUAAGAAAUGCAAAUAUGGGAUCAAGGCUAUCCUUUUUGUUCUUGAAGCAAAACGGUUUAGUGCUGAACAAAGAGGUGUUUUGGAAGGAAUAAGAAACUUUUUUGGAGAAGGCGCAACGAAUUAUAUAAUUGCUAUAUUUUCUCAUGCAACAAAAGCACAGAUUUAUGAUAGAGAUAUAAUGCGAAAAGCAUGGAAUCAACCUGUUUGUUCCUUUAUUGAGGAUAUAGAAAAUCGUUGGGGUAUCUCUCCAAACUCUGAUUAUUUUCCACCAGAUGAUCCAACUCAUCAGGCACGAUUAGGUGAAAUAAAGGCAUUCAUUAGCAGUAUGCGAGGAGUUUAUACCACUGAACAACUUGAAAAGUCUAUACAAGAACAAGAAAAGGCUCGUCGUCAAAAAGAAGAAGAGGAAGAAAGAAAAAAACAGGAACACGAAGAGAAAUUAAAAGAGAUUGCAAGAAAAGAAGCUGAAGAGGCCCACAAACGUAAGGUUGAGCAAAUGGAACGAGAGCGAAAGGCAAAACAAGAGUAUGAAGAAAAUUUAAGGAGAAAACAACAACAAGAAGCUGAAGAACGGCAGAGGCAAAUGGUUGAGAAAUUGAAACAAGAGGAAAGAGAAAGAAAGAUACAAGAAGAAAAUUUAAGGAGGAAACAACAACAAGAAGCUGAAGAACAAUAUAGACGAAAACUUGAGCAAAUGCGACGAGAGCAAGAACGAGAAGAGGAAUUGAGAAGACAACGAGAGCGAGAAUGGGAAUUAAGAAGACAACGAGAGAGAGAACAAGAAUUAAGAAGACAACGAGAGAGAGAAGAAGAAUUAAGAAGACAACGAGCAAGAGAAGAGGAAUUAAGAAAACAACGAGAACGGGAAGAGAAUUUAAGGAGGGAACGAGAAAGACAAGAGCAACAAAGACUUCAAGAAAUGUAUAGAAGGCAACGUGAAGAAGCAGAACGAGAACUUACAAUAAAUCUGAAAUAUCUUCAGUAA